GCUGCUUGCCGAGCCGCAGCUGCAUUUAAAAGGGAGCUAAAUAUCGCAAUCGUGGAAGAAUCGCUGCCGUCGACGCGUCCUCGAGAAACGUUUCUUCCGAGCGACGCGCGAAGUCCGUGCUCGACGGAAAAAAGCCCGUGUCCGCGGGAACGUCGCCGCAAAAGACGCGGUCUUCGAAGGACGGGGACGCCGUAAAAAGUUGCGCGACGAAGUCGCGAGGUCUCCGCGAACGGCGGCUUCUUUCGCGGAGGGAAGAUAAAAUGGUGCGCGACGACGUGGGACACAAGGUUCGCUUGUUCGACGAGGCCAGCGUCGCCAGCGCGGGCAACAAUGAUCCGAUUUACAUUUUACGGAAGGAAAUACAUGACUGGAGAGUAUCCGGGCAGCUAACGGACGGACUUGAGCGCGAUUCUCACCUUACCGAAGACGAGACGGAGAAGAGUUUCGUUCAAGAGAGCUGUGAUCAAGCAGUCGUGAAAGAUCUCCCAGAUCCAGGUGUUCUCCAUGAAUUACCGAGUUCCAUCGCCAUUGAUCAUUUAACGCGGCGCACCGAAAAUUCGAGUUCUCCGGAAACGUGCAACAACGGAGUCUGCUCUACGACGCCUCCAGGGGAGAUGACUUCCGUUCGCACGUGUUAUUGCAAACAGGAGGGGACUGCAGCGCGCAAAAAGGAUAACGAUAUCGCGAUACACAAUGGGAAUCGGCAUCCUGCGACUGCCGUAUCUAAAAAAUCGAUUGUCACAAAUAGAAUUUCCAAAGACGGCAGGGAGUCGGAUAAAGGAGCGACACGCGUUACCAACGAGAGAACGCCUGACACGAACCGAUUGGCACACACAGAAGCGCAGCCUCCUAAUCUCGAAUUAAGUCCCGAAACGUCUAUCGCGCUCGAAAACGCCGAGAAGAUCAUUAACAAUGCAAAGAUACAACUCAUGGAAGUCUGCGCAACGUCGAGCUUCGAUUCUGCACGACGGAAUAAAAAUACAUAUUCGGGCGAGCCGCCGUGGGACGACGAGAUGGAAGAGCGGCUGUACGUUCGCGAGCUGGUGGCUUCCAAAUUUCACGAUGCGUGCUCUUCGAAAGCGUUAUCGGAGGUGAACGGCAAGGCAAGCGCGCGUGAAACGGAGAAACGCGACUUUCCUCCCGUUACCGUUCGCAGGAUCGAUUUGUCGGCGCCGAAAUUUCGGGUGUCGCGACGACGGCGUGCCGACUGGUCGUCCUUAGGAUACGGAAGCGACGAUCGGUCGCGUGGACGUGCGUCGCCUGCCCGAGUGCCGUCCGGGGACUCGUCGCUCGAGGGGGUCGCGAACGAGACGACGGCACGCGACGAUCGUGCUCGCGAUCGUCGGCGGACGUCGUCGGCGCGGGGGAACACAUGCGAAAUCCAAAUAGGGCCGUCGGUGCACAUCGUCGACCGGGAACUGACCAGGCAGGACCUGGAGGAUGUGCACAUCUCGCCGGAAUCGUCCCGGGCGCAGAGCCGCGCAAAUACGGCUACUUACACCCUGCGCCACGAUGUCAUCCAGAGCGUGGAUAACCCGGAAGGGACGCCGAGAACUCGGCGCGUGAGAUUGGACACGAUACAACGAGAGAAACCGAUCGGAAAGUUGAUUAUGGAAGCGGUACCGACGAAUCCCGCAAGCAAGUCGGAAGAGGACCUUGAAAAGGUCGGGAACUCCGAUUCCGGACAAGACGACGGACGAAUCGAAUCUCCAACGGCCCGAAUUCACAGACGAGAGAGCAAGGAUCAAAGGCACGACUCGCAGAAUGCCGAAGGCACGGGAAUAUCCGUAUGUCUGAAAAACGUGACGAGUCAAGAAGCGGCUAAAUUCGCUGUGAUUGAGACUCCGAGAACCGAUAGGAGUGAAAAAUUGAAGAACAAAGCGGGAAACGAGAAUCACGAGAGAAUUGCCUCCGGCGGUGAUGUGGAGAUCAGUUACGCGGAGAAUGGCGGAAUAUUCCGCAAGAGGAGCGAUGCUGAUCGUCCGCGAAAUGACGAAAACAUUGUAGAUAAGAUCGAGGCAGAGGAAAACCAAGGUGAUCGAUCAAAGCCGUCGCUUGCCGGCGACACCUCAAGGAAAACGGGUUUUCCACGGCGCGAAAAUAUCGCUUCCCGUUGCCGAGAGGCGGAAAGUCCGCUACUUUAUCGGACGAUUGAUGGACACUUUUCGUUCAGUAGUUAUAAAGGACGGGAUGGAUUGCGCAAUGACGCCAGCGAAGACUUGAACUUGGACGAGAUCGACUUGUAUCAGCCGCGGCUCGACGAUUUGGAUUCAAUCUUGCACUUCAACGACAGGAAGAUCGAGCGCGUCGUUCGCACGGCCAGGAAUCUUUCGGAUUUAUUAUCAGGCCCUGAAUUCGCGAUGUACAAGCUGGACGAAGACGAGCGCGUGCCGCAAGACGCGAAUCAUGAUAACCUUCGUCGGGACUCGUCAGCCGAUAAGAGUGACAAGUACUCAUUGAACAAGCCGACUCGAUCGUCAGUUCUAGAAACUGAGCUGAGAAACGAGGAUUUGACGGUCUCAGGGAUACGUCGAACCGAUGAAGAUCCGAAGGGAACAAAUGCGGCAGGGACGAAAUCGUCGGCUUCCGCGAGGGAGAACGAUUUUCGCGGCAAUUACUUGAAGAACUCCGUCGAAUCUAGCGUGUUUCCCGCGUCGGACGCGAGCGACGAUCUCAGGACAACUCGCGACAGCGAUAAGGCUCAACGAUCGGCUAAAGCGGGCUUGUCGGAAUCGUCGAUGGACAGAUCGGACGCCACGACGUUCUCCAACCUGGUACCCGCGCUAUCCAGCACGCGCACGGAGACGACGCAGACGUGUCGUCUUCGGGAAGAGGAAAUCGCUCGGGGUUAUCGUCACGCGGACGCGAGGUCGCGCGUCACGUCUGCGAGCAAACUCUCCAAGCGCGGAAUUCGUCGUUCUGGGAAGGAAUACACCGAUGACGGAAUUUUCGCGCAGCUUUCCCGGAAGGACACGUUCCAGGCCACGGACCGGUUCGUCACCUACAUCCUGCAGGACGAGAAACAGAGCCUCGAAGGGAAGGUCGCGAACGCCUUGAAGGAGUCGGCGGUCACGCCCGCGGCGGUGCAGAAGCUCCUGGAUCACUUGCGCGAGGCCGAAUCGAUCCGCGACGCGCGUCAAACGGAAACCUUGGAUAUUCUGAAAGAUAUUCUGAUUAACGUUAAAAGCCAGCCGGACCAAGGAGACACGAACGACAAGGAAACGUCUCCUCGAAACAUUCCCGAUUCCUCAGCCCAAAUGAAAGUACCGCCGAUCGCGAUCGACGGGUUAACGUCGCGAGAAGUAGAGACGCGACAAACGCGAGCGAAAAUCGACGCGAGCGAGAUCGGACGGGUUGACAAAAGUUCCUACGAGCUCAAAAGUCCCGGCGGGCACUCUGUCGACUUUUCCGAAUGUCGCGAAACGAGAGAGAGCUCUACGGCCCGUUGCGAGUCUAUUCGAAAGCUUUGCCCUGAGAAUAAUAGCAAGGGAGACACGGGUUUGACGGAAAGCGCGGACGUUGCAAAGACUGUUCCGAUCGAGGCUAAAAAUCAAACAGACAAAGGCGUCGAUGAAAAUAAUCCGAAGAAGGAGGGGACGCUUCCUCGGCACAUCGCUGGUUCCUUGAUGCGGACGAAUGUAGCGUCAGACGCAAUUGAGGAGACAAUUUUGCGAACGCGAGCAAGAAAUAACGCCAGCGAUACCGGGCUAAUCGCCGACAAAUCGAAAGAUUCCGGGAAUCCAGAUAAAUAUUUUUCCGUCUCUCCCGCGUUUCCGGAAAUGAAGGAAAACGUUCAUUCCGCAGUUCAUUUCGAGCUUGUUCGAGGUUCUAAGAAUAACAGCAAGAACAACAGCAAGGGAAACUCGGAGGCUGAGUCAUUAAGACAGAUCUCCGAUAUUCGUAGUGACGUUGAAAACCUCGAUGAGAAUUCCAAACAUUUAUCUACGAAAAUUACAUCUGCGAGAUCGAAGGGGGAACGUGAAAUGGAAGCUGUCGAUUCGGUUACCGCGGUACUCGGGAAUAAAGAAGACGAUGUAAAUAACGAAAGGCUUCGAGAAGAUAAAUCGAACGAUGCCCGGGCAUCCAAUAAAGACCAAGACGCGAACAAAAUUAUCACGCAGACCGAUCAGGUAGCGCAAUCGGAUGUGAAGGAAAUCAGAAGCGAGAAAACGCGUGACAUUGUUACCCCGGCGGACAAGAAGGUGUUAUUCGCAUUGUCGGAAGUUUCGGAGAUAAAGAACGAGCGAGUUCGCUCGGAUGUAAGCCCCGUCAGAUCGAAGCCUAUCGACGAAACUCCAACGAGAACAGAUGUUAAUCUUGUAUAUUCGUCGACGAAAGAAGACCCCGGAUCUUCACGCGAAUCAGAAAUUGACACGCGACACCCUGCGGUUAAGGGGAAGAUCGAUCCUCCGCGAGAUCGCAUUGUGUCGAGCGUGAAAAGUAGCGAAUCAUCGCAGAUAGCCGCGUCGCGUAACAAGCGGAUCUCGCUUGACAUUGCUGGAGAUGAUAAUUUGAUGAGGGAUAGGGGGAACGAGGAAAUUCGCAAAUCGACGACGUUCGCGGCGGUCGAGAACCGCAGAGACGGAAAUGAGAUCUCAGGACUUCGGAAAACUGUGAGGAGCGAUAACGAGCGGCAGUCGAUUGAUUUGACAAAGAGACGACGGAAUUACAAAAUAGAUAUCUUAUCCAGCUCCAAUUCUAGUGUCAGCAGUACGCUACUGGAUCAUGACGACAGGUCGACCAAUGGCAUGUCGAGUGCAAACGCAAGGAGA
Messenger RNA from Temnothorax curvispinosus, 4772 nucleotides. RefSeq lists its product as uncharacterized. The record is from RefSeq and is a predicted model, not a curated record. NCBI's taxonomy places the organism in Eukaryota, Metazoa, Arthropoda, Insecta, Hymenoptera, Formicidae. The transcript has 7 exons. The annotation marks the transcript as partial.